Molecule: messenger RNA, 1984 nt
Organism: Podarcis raffonei (Aeolian wall lizard)
Lineage: Eukaryota; Metazoa; Chordata; Lepidosauria; Squamata; Lacertidae
Gene: TAF7L
Product: TATA-box binding protein associated factor 7 like
Exons: 13
Coding region: 166-1314 (382 amino acids)
Biological process (GO): transcription initiation at RNA polymerase II promoter; RNA polymerase II preinitiation complex assembly
Cellular component (GO): transcription factor TFIID complex
Molecular function (GO): RNA polymerase II general transcription initiation factor activity
Source: RefSeq, a predicted model, not a curated record
CCUCUCUCCGCCUCCUCCUCCUCCGCCCCGUGGCCGCCUGUUCCGCUUCCGUAGCUUCCGGGGCGGAGCAGGGCUGGCCACCUUUGGCACACUGGGCUGCAGGCUGCCGUUUUUUUGAAUGGUACAAGUUUUUAUAAACGUUUGCGUGAAGCAAGAAGAGGAGAGAUGGCAUCUACAAAACAAAAGAUGAGCAAGAACAAAGAUGAUGCUCCCCAUGAAUUGGAGAGCCAGUUUAUACUGAGACUGCCUACGGAACAUGCUUCUACUGUGCGGAGGGCAGUUCAGUCUGGAAGUGUCAACUUGAAGGACAGGCUCACCAUAGAAUUGCAUGCAGAUGGCCGCCAUGGGAUUGUGCGAGUAGACCGGGCCCCAUUAGCCGCCAAGCUGGUGGACUUGCCUUGUAUCACAGAGAGUUUAAAAACAAUCGAUAAGAAGACUUUCUAUAAGACAGCAGAUAUUUGCCAAAUGCUUGUGUGCACUGUGGAUGGUGAACUAUACCCUACUCAGGAAGAGCCAGCUCCAGCGACUACUGAUGCUAAAACUCCUUCAAGUACUGAUGUCAAAGCCAAUAAGAAGAAAGACAAAGACAGAGAGAAGAAGUUCCUCUGGAAUCAUGGCAUUACUCUCCCACUGAAGAAUGUGAGGAAGAGGCGGUUCAGGAAGACAGCCAAGAAGAAGUACAUUGAGUCUCCAGAUGUGGAAAAGGAAGUGAAGCGCCUGCUGAGCACAGAUGCUGAAGCUGUCGGAGUCCGCUGGGAGGUCAUUGCGGAAGAUGAAACAAAAGACCCUGACAACCAUGGUUCACUCACAAGCUUGGAUAUUUCUUCUCCUGGGUUGUCUGGACACAAACCAAGCCAUGGUACUGCAGCGAUAGAACAUGCUGAGCUCCGGGAGAUGUUUAAGGAUGUCAGCAGUACCAGCAGUGAUGAGGAGGAGAGGGAUGACCUGAACAUCAUGGACACAGAAGAAGACUUAGCGAGGAGACUGCAGUGCAAGCUGAAUGAAUCAGAUGGGCAACAGCAAGAAAAUGAAGGGUCCAACCAGAUAGCCAUGGGAAUCCAGAAGCAGAUUGACAACCUGAAAGACAAGUUGCAGGAGACCCAGGACCGCAGAAAGCGCCAAGAAGAUCUCAUCAUGAAAGUAGAGAACCUAGCCCUCAAGAAAAGUACAGGAGCAACAGCCACAUUUCCUGCCCAUCUUGUUUUCCAGACCCGCCUCCAAGCUGUGCUGGAUGAAUUCAAACAGCAGGAAGAGCUAGAGAAGCAGCAGCUGGCCUCUCUUCAAGAGCAGCUAGAAGCCCUUAUGGAAAAGUGAGUCCGGCUUUGACACACCAAGCCAAUACAGAUGUGAUGCCAACUGAAAAGCUCCAGAGACUGCCUCCCUUUUUUGGGGGGGACCCUUUUUAAUUCACCAGUGUUAGACGGAUUUGGUUCUAUGGCUGGGAAGCAGAUCUCUGUCAGUUUUUGAUGUUUUAUUUGCACAAGGGACUGGCGUUUUGCAGCUAAUGGACCAGACAUGUGGACAGAAAGUACGAUCACUUGAGGGGAAGACACUGGUUCCCUCGAGCACACGCACAUGGUCCAUCUCCUGAUGAAGAUAGAAAAGUCUUAAUUACAGUCUUGGUCCUUAACAUUUAUUACAAUUUGCUAGAAGCCACCCAGAGUGGCUGGGGCAACUCAGCCAGACGAGCUGCAUAGAAAUAAUGAUUUUUAAUAUAAUUUAAAAAAAUAAUUUAAUUAUUUUACUUAAUGCUGAGCCAGCAUGCAACAUUCUCAUUUUUAUUUGUUAUUUUAAAAAAGCAACUUAAUGCUCCUAAGAGUAGUGUGAAAUUAUUUCUUUCCUGGAAGAGAGUUGUUAGGGCACAGUGCAGAAGUGACUUGUGAGAAGGAAAACACCACUGUUCCCAUCCUUCAUGUACUGACAUAUGUUGUCUGUAAGAGGUUUACCUACAAAAUAACAGCAAAUAAAAAUGUAUGUUUAUUGA